Messenger RNA from Erigeron canadensis, 1395 nucleotides. RefSeq names its product protein STRICTOSIDINE SYNTHASE-LIKE 7-like. The record is from RefSeq and is a predicted model, not a curated record. Gene Ontology annotation, biological process: biosynthetic process. Gene Ontology annotation, molecular function: strictosidine synthase activity. The transcript has 4 exons. Bases 90 to 1235 code for a protein of 381 amino acids. Lineage: Eukaryota; Viridiplantae; Streptophyta; Magnoliopsida; Asterales; Asteraceae.
UGGUCAUUUGUGUGUGUAUAUAUAUAUGAAUGAACCAACAACACAAAUUCUCAUAAACCUUUUACCACAUUCAAUAAUCAAGUCACAAUAUGGCAAACCCAAACAACGAUCCAAAUACAACCACAACCCAAACAACCAGCUCAUGGUGUACGAUACUCACCACAGCCAUCGGUGCGGUCAUAUUGGCUUUAAUCGUGAUCCAGAUCAAUAGCUUUGAUGCAGCUCCUUAUCCUCCAGAAGAGCUAGCCAAGGCACCAAGUUUUAAAUUUCCAAAAGUGAACGCACAUACGCUUCAUGGGUCUGAAAUAAUAGGUGAGGGUCAGUUGAUGCAACCGGAAGACAUCUUGUAUGACCCAAAGUUAGAUGUUAUACACACGGGGUGUGCUGAUGGGUGGGUUAAACGAAUCAGGGUGAAUGACUCGGUUAUUGAGAAUUGGGUGAACACCGGUGGUCGGCCUCUUGGACUCGCUCAUGGUUACUCUGACGAGAUUUAUGUUGCUGAUGAUGUAAAGGGAAUACUUAAAAUAACGAAAGAUGGUGAAAUAGAAGUAUUGUCAACCGAGGCAGAAGGCAUAAAAUAUGGAAUGGCAGAUUCUGUUACAGUCUCAAAGAAAGGUGUAUUGUACUUCACAGAUGCCUCAAUGAAAUACAGUAUGCAAACUUAUGUAUACGACUUCUUGGAAGGCCGGCCAUAUGGUAGACUAAUGAGUUACGAUUUAUCCACUAAAGAGACCAAAGUACUUCUUCGAGAUCUCUACUUUCCUAAUGGCGCGAUAAUAUCCCAUGAUGAAGAAUUUAUUAUCUACUGUGAAUCCCCAAUGAUGAGAUGCAUGAGAUACUACAUACAAGGAGAAAAGGAGGGUACAAUAGAUGUAUUUAUCGAUAGAUUACCUGGUAUGCCUGACAACAUUCAUACCGACGACUUGGGGCGUUACUCGAUUGCUAUUCCCAAGGAGCAUACAUACGCAUGGGAUAUCAUACGUAGAUAUCCAUAUAUCCGUAAAGUUUAUGCAUUCUUGCAAAAGUACUUCAACAUGCCUUUUGUAAAGAAAAACGGAGGGACAAUUUUUGUGGAUAAGGAGGGGAAGCCACUUGAGAGAUUCUACGACCCGGGGUUAAAACAUGUAUCAACAGGGAAACUAAUGAAGAAGAAACUAUAUCUUGGGACUUUGUACGCGACUGCCAUUUUUCGCCUCGACCUUGCUCAAUAUCCUGCAACUGCAACCUCCCCAUAAAAGCUAUAUAUAAACACUGGUGUUAUUUUGUGAUUCUCUCUCUCUCUCUCUCUCUCUAUAUAUAUAUAUAUAUAUGUAUCAAAGCCUUAUUGUGGCUAUUGUAAUGGAUUUUAUCAUAUUUGUCAGCUCCAUGUCCACUUACGUUAUACAUUUAUCAAAA